GUGUACAAAGCAAUUGGCGGAGGAGAGGGAAGUUGGAGGAGGAACCCGUGAGAGUGGCACGCCGAGUACAAAAGAAGCCGUCAAAAGCCUGACGACGCAGCAUGUCUUGGUCAAAUCUUCUUAAAUGCAAUGGAGAAACAACGGUGACAACAUCUUCCAUAUUCAACAGCUGGAUUAAUGUUGAGAAAUCAUGCCUGGCUCAGAAGGGCCUGCCAUAUAGUCAUAUCACCUGUGGCGUCCUUGAAUUCUUGUCGACCGAUUGUUUUUUCAGGAGUUUGGCCUUGUACGUUAAUGAAAAAGAGAGAAAUUUACAUCAGUGACAUCCUUGGAUUGUUUUGUAACGAAAAAUGUUUUCGACAUAAUCUCUUUUAUCGAUUUUUUUACCGUAUUUUAGUGCACAAUUUUUAGACCACUAAACAUCGGCAUCUCUUCCUCUGACACCUGCGUAUUAAUUACCUUAAUCAAUGUUGGGUGCAGUAAUAAGCUCGACACAAGGCUAUUAGCGAGGUAAGACAUCUAGUUUGCAAUAUCAAAGUCGAGGCCUCUAUGGAGGAACUUCUACAUCCUUAUCCCAACUGCAAGAUAUCAAAGGUCGCUGAAAUGUAUAGAAAUAUUGACAAGUAACUAUCGGACCGAAAUUAGCGAAGGGUCCUAAAAUGAAGAAUGGCCUUUAUCGGAGUGCUUAGUUUGUAACUUUAUAUCAGCGAAUUUAUGAGAUUCUUAUAAUAGACUUGACAUCCAGGGAUGUUGUCAUCCACUUCUGCUUCUAUCCUUCAGCAGUCCAGCUGUAAAGAUAAAGGAUAUGGCACUGAAGUUUUCAGGUGCCUAUAAGCAAUGCAAACCGUGCACAGGAUCCAGUAGUCAUAAGAAAGAGCAGAGACCUUAUCCAGAUUUUGAUACCAUCUCUGAAGGAGUUCCAUACCCUUAUAUUGGAGGGGCAAGCUCAAGUUCAACCCCUGCAUGGGACUUUAUCGGCUCCCAUUAUCCGGCUGGUAGAUCGGACCCGAGAUUUACUGGGUCAUUUGGUGGCGGCCGAACCCCAAAAGGACGCGAAUCGGCUUCUGUCUGUGAUGUAGUGCUGGAGAAAGAGGAUGAGCCCAAGGAGUGGAUGGCACAGGUGGAGCCAGGGGUUCACAUUACAUUUGUGUCUCUUCCAAAUGGGGGAAAUGAUCUCAAAAGAAUUCGCUUCAGCCGAGAGAUGUUCGACAAAUGGCAAGCUCAAAGGUGGUGGGGUGAGAAUUACGAUCGAAUCAUGGAGCUCUAUAACGUCCAGAGAUUCAAUCGACAAAUCAACACUCCUACAAGAUCUGAAGAUGAGCAAAGAGAUUCUUCAUACUCGAGACUGGGAUCUGCAAGAGACAGCCCCAUGGGGUCAUCAUUAAACAAAGAAUGGACGCCAAGGAACUAUCCUAAAACCCCAGGAAACAGAGGGUACUUUCCAUCUGAAUCUUCGGAUCAAGGUGGAGGACCCCAAUUCCACGGAGGGUCUUCAUUUGAAGCAUCGAGGACAACCACCUCUUCUAGAGAUGAACCUUCUGUUAGCAAUGGCAGUGACAUGGAGACAGAAUGGGUAGAGCAAGAUGAGCCUGGAGUGUACAUUACUAUCCGACAGUUACUCGACGGCUCAAGGGAGCUUCGACGUGUCAGAUUCAGCCGCGAAAGAUUCGGGGAGGUACAUGCCAAGAAUUGGUGGGAGGAGAACAGGGAAAGAAUACAAGCUCAAUACCUUUGAAGCCUACCUAAAAGUUGCGAUCCCCAAUUUUGUUUUCCGAUUUCCAGACUGUAAUGAUACGACUCCAGACAAUGGAGCGAGUCUUCACGUAACAUUGAGUUUCCACCGUAUUGACUGACCAUGUCGCAAAUGAUGGAUAAUCUCUUGUAAUGAUUCCACUGGGCCUACUGGGAUCGUUUUAUCAAGUAUAGUGGCUCUUGCAAUUAAUUAUUACCAUCUUGUUCAUAAAUUUACCUCAUCCAGAACUGUGCCUCAGACUGUUGGCUGUGUAUAUAAUAUACUUUAUCACAUACAUCACUCAAUCUCUUUCCUUACCAGAGUUUCAA
This is a messenger RNA of Prosopis cineraria, 2058 nucleotides long. RefSeq names its product protein BREVIS RADIX-like. Lineage: Eukaryota; Viridiplantae; Streptophyta; Magnoliopsida; Fabales; Fabaceae. Bases 803 to 1732 code for a protein of 309 amino acids. The record is from RefSeq and is a predicted model, not a curated record. The transcript has 6 exons.